AUGAAAGAUGAUAUCUAUGUAAGAGUAAAGGAUGCCAAAUACCGCAUUGCUCGACAAGCAAUCGAGGCAGUGGUCUUUAUUCAUGGAAAAGAUGUUAUUCAUUCCGAUCUAAGCGCUCGUCAAUUCUUGGUAGACAGGAACUACAAUGUCAGAUUAUCCGACUUCGGAGACCGAUCUCUUCGCUCUGGGUCUACAAUCUACGAGAUUUUGCUCGGCAAGAAACCCUACGAAGGAACAGAGGAGGAAGAAAUCCAGCGCCUUUUUUCUCAGAAGACUUUCCCAGCGCUGAGUGGAAUAAUGGAUCGACAGUGGAGUGGUGUCAUUCAAAAGUGCUGA
Messenger RNA from Penicillium vulpinum, 336 nucleotides. RefSeq names its product kinase-like protein. Bases 1 to 336 code for a protein of 111 amino acids. Gene Ontology annotation, molecular function: ATP binding; protein kinase activity. The transcript is spliced from 3 exons. Gene Ontology annotation, biological process: protein phosphorylation. The record is from RefSeq and is a predicted model, not a curated record. NCBI's taxonomy places the organism in Eukaryota, Fungi, Ascomycota, Eurotiomycetes, Eurotiales, Aspergillaceae.